CAAAAUGGCUUACAAAGAUGCCAGACAGGUGAAAAUUGCUGAAAAACUUGUGAUACUGAAUGAUCGUGCUGCUGGAAUGAUGACACGGAUAUACAAUAUUAAGAAAUCAAGCGGCGAUUCAAAAGUGAAACCACAAUUUCUUAGCGACAAGAAGAUGGAAGGUGCAAUCAAACAUAUAGUUAGAAAGUUUCCUGUUGUUGAUUGCAGAUCGAAUUCAUCGACGUUCGAAUAUGUACAAGAAAAGUCCACGGAAAUUACAAAAUCUUUAUCGCUAUAUUACUACACAUUUGCUGAUAUUCUUGAUUUAAAAGAUCACAUUAUGCAAGUUUUGACAACUAUGGAAUCAUGUCAAUGUCAGCUGGAUGUGACGCUCAAUUACGACCUGACAACGAGUUAUUUGAAUCUUGUUGUACAUCUCGUCACAAUGAUGAUUCUUUUAUCAAGAAUUGAAGACCGGAAAGCUGUUCUUGGACUUUUUAAUGCGGCAUAUGAUCUACAACACGGACAAAGUGAAGCAUCAUUUCCAAGAUUAGGACAAAUGAUUCUUGAUUAUGAAAAUCCGUUAAAAAAGCUUCAUGAAGAUCUCGGACCACUGAACAGGCUAAUUUAUUCAGCUCUUUCUUCUGUUACACACACAUAUCAGCGCAGAAACAAGACAGCAGAUUCAUGGAGAACAUCAAAUGUUUUCUCGUUGACCGCUGCUCCAGCACAAAUUUUAUAUGCUGCUCAAACAGAAACUAUUGCAUGCGAAUAUCUAUCACUCGACGUCAUUGAUCGAUGGAUUGUGUUCUGCGGAACAGUAUGCCAUUCAACUCUUCUUAACGAUGACAACAUUAGGCACAUGUGGCAGCUGGCACUUCAAAUGAAUCUGUGUCUUCGCGUUUUCCGAGACGAAACAUUUAUUGUUCAUCAAGAGAUUCAAGCGUUUUUAGAAUCUUCCAAAGAAAAAAGCAAACGGUUACAAGAUGUUAAAGAUGCGUUCAAUCAUGCAUCUGUUACUGCAGUUGCCGUCCACGCAGACCGUCGCCGCUUCCUUAGAAGUUCUCUUCGAGAGCUGUCACUUUUACUACGAGAUCAGCCCGGACUACUUGGCCCGAAAAUUCUCUAUGUCUGGAUGGCUCUUGGAGCAGGAAGAGAUGAGGUCAUAUGGCUUCUACGGCAUCAAGUUGAAGUUCCUGCUAUCAGCAAAAAAGGCAGCAGAAUGGUCGAGGAGCUUGUUGACAGGCAACUUCCAGAACUGCUAUUUUAUAUGCUGGAAUUAAGAGAUCUCGUUACGAAAUAUUAUGCAGUGAUUCAAAGAUACUAUCUACAGUACGUGUCUAGCUAUGAUUCAAUUGUUGUUUCUGAAGAGAUUAACCAAGCAAAUGGCCUCACCCAGGAAGAAGCGGUUCUUUUGACCGAUUUUGCCAACGAAAUAGGAAAUAUCAACUCUGAUACGGAUCUUCGUGCUCUUCGACUAGACUGGUUUAGAUUUCAAGCUUGGACAUCUGCUGCUCGGAGCCAUUUCCAACUUUCAAGACAUAAAAAACUCGCAAUAUACAUGAAUACUUCAGUUUUUCAUCUGAAAAUGAUCGAUUUGCAAGACGAGAUGCUAAGGGAAACAAGUGAUUUAUCAUUAUACUGCUUCUAUCCAAAACUCGCUGAAAAACAUUGGCUCAACUGUCUCCAGCUACCUGCUCAAGCUCGAUAUGUGCUCAGUUUUGCACGUCUUGCCGCGCAUUUCACAAGCGCCCUCCAUGACAUGUGUCCUGAAGAAAAAGCAUUUAUCACUGAAAAAGCCUUGGCUCAAUGCAAUUCUGUAAUUGAAGAGACGUGCAAACAAUUGUCAUAUAUCCUGGAAAAAGUGGCUGAACAUGAAUUCGGAUUAGCUUAUCAAAUGACACCGAGCGCCGUGGCUGUAAGAGUUGUUGCUCAAGUUGUUCAACAGAAAGGAUCUGGAAAAGCUGCAGCGGCGGCCGCAGCAGCCGCUCGAGAUUAUUUCAUUGCUGGAGAAGAAAGUUAUCGAGUUGAUCGUCAAGCAUUAACAAUGCCUGAUAAGUUGCAAACAACUCUUCUUGAAAUCUCUGCAGCUCUCGGAGCUCAUCGUCAAAUUUACGUUGCUGAUCACACAUUUGCACCGAGGACGUACCUAGCGCAGUCCCUUGAAACUAAAUUUGUAGAAUUGCUUCAUGGAAUGUUCUGGGAAGGUCAACCACAUGCAAGUAAUCCAAAAAGACCAAGUGAAAUGCUCCUUGCGCUACAAGCCUACAUGACGGUUCUUCAAAAUCUUGAUACAGCAAUUUCUGUGGAUAUCAGUAAUACAAUGCAAACAACUCUUCUACAACAAACUCAACUCGUUGAUUCCAAGAAUAAAGACACAAUCGCAGCACUCUACACGAAAUGGUAUCUCGAAGUUUUGCUCCGUCGUGCUUCAUCUGGUCAUAUGGUUUGGAGUGAGCAUCUACGAACAAUGUUAUCAUCAGGACAGGAACAACUCUCGUUCAUGCCCGAUCAUUAUUCAGAUCCUCAAGAAUUGAGAGCAUUGGUUCAAAUUAUCGGACCUUAUGGAGUAAAGUUGAUGACUGAACGGCUGAUUUGGCACGUGGCCAGUCAAAUUAUGGAGAUGAGCAAGAUUGUUGCAACAUACAAAGAUGCUCUACAGAUUGCUAGAUCUAAUUUCGAUAAUGCUGAAAAGAUGAAGGAUGUUUUAAAUCUUUUGAGCGUCGAACCAAAGGACAAGAAAACUCCGAACGCAACAUGCGCAGCUGAUGCAAUUCUGCAAAGAACUAUUAUUAUCGGACAGAUUUGUCUGUUUCGUGAUGCUCUCCACGAUGCUCUUCGUCAUAUCGUCGAAUCUAAAUUGCCAUUUCUUCAAGCAUCAUUUGAUAUGCUUUAUCACAAUUUGGACGAUGUUGAUAAAGUUAAAAUUGGAGAAAUGUCAGCUGCGAUGGGAGUCACAGGACCAGUUGAUAUGUCGUUGGUGAAUGCGGUUCGUGCUCAAAAUCCGAAUAUUCACCCUCAAGAACACUAUGUUAAUAGUUGUCUAUUGAUGGUUGCCGUCGCUAUCUGUAUUCCACGAAUUGGAAUGUCGGAUCUUUCGUCUUACAAGCCUAGCAUUCAAGCCAGCUUGAACAAUAGUCACUGUGUUCCAAUGGCGAUUAACACUAUCGGAUCAGCUCUUUUCCAUCUCCACGAGCAAAAUGAUAUCCAGUCGAGGAUGAAGGAGUUCUUGGCGCUCGCGUCCUCGGGUAUUCUACGAACUAUUCAUGAACGUGAUAACAGUCGACAAAUAUCCGACGACGUUCUUCGUUCCCACACAACUCUCUACAUUAUCCUUGAACAGAUGGUUCGGAAAAACCGUUGGCUGUCGAUGGAUGUUCUUGAAACCUGUUUCCCAUAUAAUCUCGUCCGUACAGCCUACCAACAAUGCUACGAGGCUGAUGCUCAAUAAUUUUAUCUGCGAUCCCAAUAUGUACAGCUACGAUCCCUUCUCACAUACUUCCUGUGCCUGUAUUUUAUUUAUUUUAUUUUUCUUUCUUCAACGAACCAUUACUAUACGGGUUCCCGCUUCCGAAUACCGCCUUUUUGACUAUUAUUCCCUGCAUUUUCGUGUGAAUCAUUGCUCCCAAGUACUCAUUUUGCCUUCCAUUUGGCUUUAAUUUAUUGCAGUUUGUCGUCAUAAUAAACUUUUUAUCAAUUUA
Molecule: messenger RNA, 3680 nt
Organism: Caenorhabditis elegans
Lineage: Eukaryota; Metazoa; Nematoda; Chromadorea; Rhabditida; Rhabditidae
Gene: gex-3
Product: Membrane-associated protein gex-3
Exons: 12
Coding region: 5-3430 (1141 amino acids)
Cellular component (GO): cytoplasm
Source: RefSeq, marked reviewed